Molecule: messenger RNA, 3634 nt
Organism: Ricinus communis (castor bean)
Lineage: Eukaryota; Viridiplantae; Streptophyta; Magnoliopsida; Malpighiales; Euphorbiaceae
Product: inactive protein kinase SELMODRAFT_444075
Exons: 10
Coding region: 1103-3367 (754 amino acids)
Biological process (GO): protein phosphorylation
Molecular function (GO): ATP binding; protein kinase activity
Source: RefSeq, a predicted model, not a curated record
UAUUUGGCUUUAAAACCAGAGCAGAACAGAGAGAGAGCUAAGGAAAGAGACACGAAUAUAAUAUUUAUAGCACAGUGGAAGAAGAAGAAGAAGAUGAUAUUUUCUUUUUUGUGCUCAUCUCUACAAACAAAUUGUAUGCGAAAAAUUUGUUUACUUGUUUCUUUAUAGGGAAAGCCUAAAGAUUUUCGCGCUCCCUCAGCUUUUCACUCUCUGUUUCUAUUAUGACUACGUGACUUGUUUCCAAUUUUAGGGAGAGUAAUGGUGUUUGAUGCUUAAGAGAACUUAAAUUGAAGGUCUUUUUCUUUUUAAAAAAAUAAAAUUAGAAAAGGGAAAGAUUCCAUAGUCAAAUCCACCAGUAAGAAAGCUUGAGUUUUGUGAAUGAUCUUGUAUAGUCUUGUAUUUGGACAAAGGUACACAUAGAGAAUCUAUUCUUCUCAGCACUGGCUCAAUCUCAAUCUGGGAUCUCGCUGUUAUUUUUUUAACCGUUUGGGAGCUGUUCUUUUACACUUCUUUUGACCAUCUGAUUGAAGGGGGCUCAAAAAGCAAUGCUAGUUUUGUAAUGGCAGAUAGUCAGUCUUUGGCUCUGUUGUGUCUUUUUCCAUUUCGCCAAUUAGUGUUCUGUGGAUUCUUUCUUGUGUAACUUUUUUUUUUUAAGUAGAAGAAGAGCAAGCUGAGUUCUUUUUUCUGUUUCAUUCUUUGUCAAAUUUGUGCCAAGCGGAAUUUCUUGCCUUUUGAACUGAAAGGGUACUAUCUGGAUCCUGAAGAUUUCUUGUUACUAUCUGUGGAUCAAGAAAGAAAGACAACUUCUGAAUUGCGUUUGUUCUCUUGUGAUGGGAAUAUGGAUGAAAUGGUGAAAAUGGUCUUGUCAAUGGAGGCAUCUCUUCUUCUGUUAUAACUCUGGGAAGGGUAUGGUUGUCGGUGGUACAUGUUUUAUUGAAUCCAACAUGGUGGGGGCAGAGCAAUAAUGCGUGAUACUUCUUUUUGUGUCUUUAAGGCUUUUUUUCUUUGUUGGGGUCUCUCGAUGGGUUUUUUGAAAAUCUGAUCUAUUGAAGGCACAAAGAGGAGGAUUUAUAUACAAUUGUGAGUGGUGGUAAUAGUAGUUAUGAGUAGAGAGCAAAAGAGAGGAGGAAAGCAAGAGAAAGGCGGCUCAGAUGUCGCCGUGAAGGUUGUAGUUGCCGUCAAGGCAUCCAAGGAAAUUCCUAAGACUGCCUUAGUGUGGGCCUUGACUCAUGUUGUUCAAGCUGGGGACUGCAUUACUCUGCUUGUUGUUGUCCCUUCUCAUAGUCCAGGUCGAAAAUUAUGGGGUUUCCCAAGAUUUGCCGGGGACUGUGCUAGUGGUCACCGGAAGUCUCAUUCAGGAGCUACCUCAGAGCAGAGGUGCGAUAUUACUGAUUCUUGCUCCCAGAUGAUCCUUCAGCUUCAUGAUGUUUAUGAUCCGAAUAAGAUCAAUGUGAAGAUAAAAAUUGUUUCUGGAUCACCUUGUGGGUCAGUGGCUGCAGAAGCCAAGAGAGCGCUGGCCAAUUGGGUUGUAUUAGACAAACAGCUGAAGCAUGAGGAAAAGCGUUGCAUGGAAGAACUACAGUGCAACAUAGUUGUUAUGAAACGUACCCAGCCAAAGGUUCUCCGCUUAAAUUUGGUUGGAACAUCAAAGGAAGCAGAAAGUGCUAUCCCUUUACCUUCUGAACUGGAUGAGGCUCCUGAUAAACAAACCAAAAAUAAAAAUGAUUCCUCAGAUUCUAUUCGAGGACCGGUUGUGACUCCAACCAGCAGUCCUGAGUUAGGCACACCAUUUACAGCUACUGAAGUUGGAACAUCAUCUGUGUCAAGUGAUCCUGGAACUUCUCCAUUUUUUAUCUCAGACACGAAUGCAGACCUAAAGAAAGAGGAAUCAUUAGUCAUUAAGGAACAUGGGGAUGUUGAUGAAUCUAGUUCUGACACAGACAGCGAACAUUUAUCUACAGCUUCAGCAAGUUUGAGGUUCGAACCAUGGAUAGGAGAAAUCCUCAGUUCUCAUAUUCAAUCCUCGCGACACAUGGAAGAAGGUCCACAAAGAAGAACCAGUAUGGCUCAAGCAUCAACAACUAAAGCUUUGCUAGAAAAGUUCUCAAAACUUGAUAGACAAACUGGAAUUGGAAUGUCGAACUAUAGGACUGACUCAGACUUGAGUGGAAAUGUGAGAGAAGCAAUAUCAUUAUCCAGAAAUGCACCUCCUGGCCCCCCUCCGCUGUGCUCAAUAUGUCAACAUAAGGCACCUGUUUUUGGCAAACCUCCAAGGUGGUUCAGCUAUGCUGAGUUGGAGCUUGCAACUGGUGGAUUUUCACAAGCUAACUUCUUGGCAGAGGGUGGUUUUGGAUCUGUUCACAGAGGUGUGUUACCAGAUGGACAGGCAGUUGCUGUCAAGCAACACAAAUUGGCUAGCUCGCAGGGGGAUCUUGAAUUUUGCUCAGAAGUAGAAGUCUUAAGCUGUGCUCAACAUAGGAAUGUUGUUAUGUUGAUUGGGUUCUGUAUUGAGGACAAAAGAAGGCUGUUGGUAUACGAAUAUAUAUGCAAUGGAUCACUAGAUUCGCAUCUAUAUGGGCGUCAUCGGGAGCCAUUAGAGUGGUCUGCACGUCAGAGGAUUGCUGUGGGGGCUGCUCGAGGGUUGCGCUAUCUUCAUGAAGAAUGCAGAGUAGGUUGCAUUGUCCACCGUGACAUGCGGCCUAACAACAUCCUCAUUACCCAUGAUUUUGAACCACUGGUUGGGGAUUUUGGCCUGGCAAGAUGGCAGCCUGAUGGCGAUACUGGUGUUGAGACAAGAGUGAUUGGAACAUUUGGGUAUUUGGCUCCAGAAUAUGCUCAAAGUGGUCAAAUAACAGAAAAGGCUGAUGUUUAUUCCUUUGGGGUUGUAUUGGUUGAGCUUGUGACAGGAAGAAAAGCAGUGGAUCUUAACCGGCCCAAGGGCCAGCAAUGCCUCACUGAAUGGGCACGUCCUCUGUUGGAAGAAUAUGCCAUAGAUGAACUGAUUGACCCACAACUAGGGAACAACUACUCAGAACAGGAGGUUUACUGCAUGCUCCAUGCAGCAUCAUUAUGCAUACGCCGGGAUCCGCACUCUAGGCCUCGCAUGUCACAGGUUCUGCGCAUACUUGAAGGUGACAUGCUCAUGGAUUCGAAUUAUGCUUCAACACCUGGGUAUGAGGUGGGAAACCGGAGCGGCCGAAUUUGGGCCGAGCAGCAGCACCAGCACCAGCACCACCAACAACAUUACAGUGGUCCGCUGGCAAAUGAGGCAUUAGAAGGGUUCAGUAAACUCUCUUUAGAUACGCUACGGCCAGCUUUCUGGGAAAGGGAGAAGGCUAGAAGGAUUUCAUGUGAAGAUGAUUUGUAAAGUGUUAAUCAACCAUAAACUUGUAUGGUACGCUAAAUAUAUCCCUGGCCUUUUUUGCAUUCAGUAUUUGUAAUUUCUUUUUUGCCCUAAAUAGUUUGGUUCAGUGCCAUCUAGAUUUUGAUUUGUAUAGUAGAAGGGAAAGUAGGGUUAGUAAUGCUGUGUAAUUCUUUUGGUAAAUGAUAGAAGCUUAUUAAAUGCUAAUGAUGGUAUUAGUGAAAAUACAAUUUCCCUUUAAAUCAAUGAAGAAGCUUCAGCCUUUCAGGUGUA